Molecule: messenger RNA, 2631 nt
Organism: Phacochoerus africanus (Common warthog)
Lineage: Eukaryota; Metazoa; Chordata; Mammalia; Artiodactyla; Suidae
Gene: C8H16orf46
Product: chromosome 8 C16orf46 homolog
Exons: 3
Coding region: 258-1463 (401 amino acids)
Source: RefSeq, a predicted model, not a curated record
GUCCGUAACCCAGGGCAACUGUCUCGGUCGCCCGCCGGCGGGGACUAAGCUGCCCGGGGGCCUUCCACCCAGCUGGCUCCACUGGAGGGUGUGAGCGGCCGCGGCCGCUUCCCCGCCUCCGGGCAAGGCCCCCCGACCUUUCCACCGGGCGGCAGAGCGAGGUGUCCUGCCCAGUUCGGAAGGAAGCCGCCCUCUCAGGCGGGGAGGCAAAAGGGAGAGGAAGAAGAUGUUAAAGACUUUAGUCAACUAUCAUAGUAAUGGAUCUUGGUCAGAAAAAUGAGACUGAAUUAGAAAAUGGUGAAAAUAAUGAAAUUCAAAGAACAGAAGAAACUGAAUUAGUCUAUACUUGUCCAGAUGAAAGAAGUGACGAGAAUCAUGUUUGUUGUCUUCUCAAUGUCAGUGACGUUACGCUUGAACAAGAUGAAAAAACCAAAGAGUUGGUCAUCGGAACUGGAUGGGAAGAAGCAGUCCAAGGCUGGAGAAGGACUUCUCCAACUGCGUGCAUCUGGCCCAGGAAGAAGCUUAAAAAGGCGAGAGCGGGAGAAAGUGCCAGCAGCUGCUUGCUCUGUGUCAAUCUCUCCCAGGGCAGCCUGGAGGCCCGGCUUCAGUUGGAGGCAGGGAAGUUGGAGUCCGGGGCAUCAGCUCUGGUUGAGGCAGGCCCAGAGAAGAAGGGGCUCAGCCUCUCCCAGACUCCAGGCCUCCCCCAAGGCCCCACCACUGCCUCCAGGGAAGUUAACAAGAUCUGCUUUCCCACCUACAGUCAGGGAGAGAAAAAAAGCCUGCAAAUAAAGGAGUUUAUUUGGUGCCUAGAAGACUGGACUACACCUGAGACUGUUAGGGGCAAGGGUCCCAGAAGCCCUGGUGGUCCCUCCCUCUCAAACUCCUUGACCUCCAAAGCCCUUUUAGUUCUGCCUCCCCUGAAGGCCUCACCCCCAAAUGGCUUGGAUGUUCUGGGUAAGAAGAGUAAGAACUUCUUGGAGCCGGACGAGAAGGUGCUGAGUAUGGAAAAGGAUGAGUGUGUGGCUUGUGCAUAUGGAUUGAAAGCAGUUGAUGGGACAGGUGAAAUGAGACCCAUUGAGCUGGCCAAGCCUCACAAGGUCAAGGAAACGCAGCCUUUUCCCACCCCGGUGGCUCGGACAUCCUUGCUGGCUGCCCCCCAGCCCUGCCGCCUGCCCUGGUCCCUCCUGCCUGAGAAGAACCUGGCGUGGCCCCCCUACCCCAGCAGCAUUCGCUAUCUCGCCACCUUGCAGUUUUUGCAGAAACAAGGAGCACGGAGCCACAAAGCCAAGCUCAGACCCAGAGAGCCGAGACCUCCCGUGGAAACCCCAAAGUGCGUUCUCACAGAGGCCAAGCAGGAAAACAGACCCCAGACGUUGGAGACCAAAGUGUUCUCAAGGCCCCUCCUGCCGUCCCUCACAGUGAGCAGAGUUGUUAUUCCCCUUAACACUCACAGACUCCUCUGAGUUCCCACAAUAUAACUCCCUGGGAAUAAGCACCGUCUGAAAGUCAUUCACCCUCUCUUCCUUCCUCUCCCCGCCCCUUGCUCUUUCUCCUGGUCAUCUUCCUCCUCGUCCUCGUUUUCUUGCACACUCUUCCAUCUCUCUCUUUGUCCUUUUUGUAGUAGAACCAGGGGAAAUUGAAUCUCAUGGUAUGGGUCUUGAUUUACUCUCAAAGCCCCCAUAUUUAUGUGUUAGCUGCUUCUGUGGCCGAGCCGCUUGCAAAAUGCAAACUGGUCAUGCCAGUCUCAGCCUCUGCCUGGCUCAUCUGGCUACUGAAAGACAAGUGGAUGGUGGGGAAUCUGAAGGGCUGCCCUCAGUGAUGCCCCCGUGUCAGUCCUGAGCCAACUGUCAGGGGCUCUUUCUGCUCCUUCAACCAAGGGUGCUAGGCUUGUUUAGACCAAACUGUUUCCUAGCAGAUGUCUUCUGUUGCCUUAUUUUCUCUUGCAACACAGAUCUGCUUUAAUAGAAACAAUGUUAUAAUAGAAAAUUUCAGCCUGUGUCCAAAUGAAUAUCCUUGCGUCCAAGGUGACAUAUCCUUAUAUUAUAUUCAUGGAAGAACUAUAUCCACUGGGCUCUGUGUGUCCAAGGUGACAUAUAUCCAUGGAUGGACCAUAUCCAUUGUAUCCUCUAUGUUCCAGAUUUCAUAUACAUAUAGUUUCAUGCUAGUCUCUGUGUCUGGGAAGUUUUGGCUACAGUUGUACAAAAUCCAUCUUGCGAGUGAGGUUGCAAAGAACCACUUUUUUUAAAAAAAAAUGUCACUGUGAUUAUUGUCAGCCCACAUGCUUCCUGCAAUCUUACCUUCCAUCGAGUAUUUGGGGACUCUACAACCCAAGACAAUUAUGCAAUGGGGCUGUAACUUUUCUUCCUUCUCCUAUCUUUCCUCCCCCUCAUUUUGUCCCAGUGCAGAUUUCCUGAAGUGGUAUAUAAAUUAAACGUUUGUAUGAGUUGUAUAUUAAAUAUGAAGCGACAAUGCUAUGCAGAGAAAUGCUCUAAAAAACUAUUUUGUGAUAUGAAUAACCAUUUAGCCGCUCUGUAAUUACAUAGUUUGCAUUUGCUUAAAGUAGGUUGUACUUGAACUCUAGAUGUUCCAUGUCUUAAACAUGGGCAGACAAUACAUGACUGUAUCUGUAAA